This is a messenger RNA of Tuber aestivum (summer truffle), 2949 nucleotides long. The record is from the annotation of a GenBank genome assembly. NCBI's taxonomy places the organism in Eukaryota, Fungi, Ascomycota, Pezizomycetes, Pezizales, Tuberaceae.
AUGGUGACGGUUCGGAAUCCGGCACCGAAGCUGAGCGAUGAGCUUUACAGGGCGAUGCAGACCAUACUGGAUUCACUAUUCAGUCGGAAAGACCCCGAGUUGGAAAUCCCCUCCCCCUUCCACGCACGGAAAAAACCUCCCACCCCUCCUCAUUCCUGUUCCCUCCUCUCGUCUCGCCUCUAACCCAUUGCUGACCGACAGUAUGUGAACAGCGGCCGUGACAUUUCCGAAGCUUUCCACGAUCUCCUACCGAAACGGCAGUAUGCCGACUACUACAAGUUGAUAAAGCACCCUCAGGCGCUCAACCCAGUACAGAACAAUGUUAAGAGGAAAACUUACGCCUCCUUCUCGUCCUUCGUUAGGGACUGCACACAGAUCUUCCAUAACGCAAAAUUGUACAAUCGCCACGGCAGUGUCAUCUACGUCGAUGCGGAGACCCUCGAGGCCGCCUUGCGUGCCGAUUUGACGCGCGUCAAGGAUACUGGGCUGAUCACUGAAUCUGAUGUUACACUUCCUGACCUCGGUCCAUUGCCUCCGCCAUCUCCUAGCGGUUCCCAGGGAUCGCCCGAUCCGGAGGAAGAUUCCGCCGCCGAGGAGGAGGAGGACGAGGAGGAAGAGGAGGAGGAGGAGGAUGAGCCAGAGGAGGAUACCGGGAAGAAGCGUCGGACGUCCACUCGGAGGAGAAACCUGACAAAAUCUUCCAAGCGGGAUGCUGGCAGUGGUGAUGAGGGGCAAGGUGGUGGCGAGGGAUCUAGACAGAAGGAUCUUAGCGACCCUAGGAGGAAGAGGGGAAGACCCCCGAGAGUUGACACCCCAAUGGAGAUUAGGGUUAAGAAUGUCUUGAAGGCGCUCAGGAAACUGAAAGAUGAGAGGUUAGUGGUUGCCCCGCCCAUUCGGCCGGUGUUGGUGCUCACAAGUUCAUAGCGAUGGCCGCCUGAGAAUAAGCACUUUCGAGAAACUGCCGGAGAAGAAGGAGUUCCCCGAGUAUUUUCAGGAAAUCAAGGACCCUAUUGCCCUCGAUAUCAUCCGGGUGAGUUGGCGCAUGGGAUCCGGCCCGACCGCACCGCUAACAGGAGAUUGUAGAAAAACGUCAAGCGACGCGAAUACAAGACCUUUGACCACUUCAUCGCUGACAUGGAGCUGAUGUUCGAGAACGCAAAGAGCUUUAACGAGGACGACAGCGAUGUUUACGGGGAUGCUGUCAUCUUGCAGGAGGAAAUGCGCAAGGCUGCCGAAGUUGAAAAGGCUAAAAAGGACGAAGAUAUCACUGGCGGUGAAGAGGGUGAGAGAGGGAAUAAGCCUACCAGGCUGCCCUUGGAAAAGGUGGAGCAUAGAGGUGAAACGUACCGAGUUGGUAGGUGCCCUAAUCAUAACCGAAGUGGCUCUACUAAGCUGCUAAUGGCGCAGGCGAUUGGAUCCACAUUAUCAACCCCAAUGAUCCGAACAAACCAACUGUUGGACAAAUCUUCCGUACCUGGAAAGACCAUGAAGGGCAGAUCUGGAUCAACGCUUGCUGGUACUAUCGGCCGGAACAAACCGUCCACUGGGCUGAGAAGAAGUUUUACGCGGACGAGGUUGUAAAGACCGGGCAAUACCGGGAUCAUCAUAUCGACGAGGUCCUUUCCAAAUGUUUCGUCAUGUUCUUCACUCGAUAUUCCCGUGGGCGGCCGAAGGGUAUCGACGAGAAGAAGUGUCCCAUCUACGUUUGCGAAAGCAGGUACAACGAGAUCGAGAAGCAUUUCAACAAGAUUAAAACCUGGAAGAGCUGUAUCCCGGACGAGGUCAGAGGGCAGGAUUACGAGCUGGACGCGUUCGAGAAGCAACAAGUGUUGAAGAAGCUGCCCAGUCCUAUCCUCCACUUAUUACCGGAAAACGCAGAAGAGGGCGACCCACUGCCCGACGCGAAAAUGGGCGUUGAGAAUGCGCCGCCUAUUAUUGGGGCUGUCUUCAAGCGAGCAAGGCGGGAUAAUGUAAGUUUGCUGCUCCCCGAGUUUUUGCAGCCUACAUUGUUGUGGGAGCCUAGUGCAAUUUAAGGUGUGACUUUGGAAGCAAACCUUACUGACACAACCUCCUUUUCUUUCCUUUCAGGACUCACCACCCCCAGAGCCAACACCUCCUCCACCGCCCAUGCCUACGCCAACCCCGGCCGCUCCCCCUCCUAGGGUUCCGGUAAAUCCAGAUUACACGGAGACCAUGUCGAUGACACAGAUGUACAAGCAAGCCCAUCUCGCCGCAUCCAUCACUCCAUCCACGCCGCAGGGAAACUCCCACUCUGCCGGUUCCCCAACACCCUCUGGACAUCACCAAUCCGUCCGAACCCCUAUGACCCCACAAUACUCCUACUCGCAUCAGCAACACCAAGGGACCCCGACCACGCUUCAUCGCAGUCACUCGGGCAGUUACCCACCAAGUGGAACGCCUCAAAUGUCAGCGCAAAUGCUCGCGCAGCAACAACAGCAGCAACUUCUGCUCCAACAGCAACAGCAACAGCAACACCAGCAGCAGCAGCAGCAGCAGCUCCAACAGCAACACCAGUUGCAGCAAAAGCAGUACAACCCCCCCGCGCCCCCAACCACUUUCACGCUCCCGGAUAGCGUGACGGACAAUAUCCCGGCCGAAACGGCAAACCAAUUCCUCCGUGACGCUGAGGGGAGAUUGCUGUGGUUUACGGUACCCCCACUAGCUCCCGAGAGGCCCGCCGUCGAAGGUCAGAUUACCGGCCAUUCGCUCGUGUACCUGGCGCGCAAGGAGGAGAUUGAGGAGCGCAGGAGGAAGCGCAGACUCGUGCUUGGGGAGGGGGAGAAGGCGAGGAAGAAGGUGAGGGAGGAGGAAAGGGGUAAGGUGAUGAAAGCGGCGGAGGAGGCGAUGAUUAAGGCGCUCGGGAAGCUAGCGGGACAGAUUAUGUCUGGCAAGGAUGGAAGUCGGGUGGACGGGAAUGAAGAGGGAUAG